This is a messenger RNA of Paramecium tetraurelia, 1386 nucleotides long. RefSeq lists its product as uncharacterized. The record is from RefSeq and is a predicted model, not a curated record. NCBI's taxonomy places the organism in Eukaryota, Ciliophora, Oligohymenophorea, Peniculida, Parameciidae. The transcript has 6 exons. Gene Ontology annotation, molecular function: zinc ion binding; protein binding.
AUGGGGAAUUGUGUUUCUAGUUAGGAUGAUAUCAGAAAUGCAAACAAAGUUUCACCUGUUUCAUUGUAAGAAUGUUUUAAAAAUAAAAAAAGAACAAUAAAACAUUUCACUUGGAAUCGCGAUUCUCUCAUGGUUUAUUCGAUUAUGAAAACAAAAAUGUUAUAAAAGGUCAAAUCAAAACAAAUACAUAAUUAAGUAAUCUAACAACUUAAUCUAGUGAGAUUAAUUCGUUAAAAAGAAAAUAUAAAAAUUAUCUAAACAAAAGAAGAGUUAUAAUAAUUCUAAAAUCAACAAGACGUCAUGGAAUUACUUAAAUUGACACGCCAAUUUUCAAAAUAUUAAGUUGAAACUAGUUUGAAGAUCUCUAAGGCAGAAGAUCAAGAAGGAUUGAAUGACAACUGCCCAUGGAUAGUUGUAAAAUCAACCAAAAGUAAAUUAUCCGAUGGUUAAGGAUAUGAUUUAAAGGAGGGAGAUUAUGUGAAAUUGGGGAGAGUUAGAUUUCGAAUUAGAGAAAUCAAAUGUUCUGUUGAUAAUAACAGUGCGAAUAAAGGGAGUAUAGAACCAGAAUUAUAAAAAUAUGUUUCAGAGAAAUGUUUAAAUACAAUGAACAUUAAUACUUAAGAAGAUGAUAAAAGAAGUCAAACAGAAGAGCCUUGUUGCAGAAUAUGCUAUAAUGAUUCCUAAACAAAUAAAGACAAUCCAUUGAUUGAUUGUUGCAAAUGUUAAGGAUCUGUUAAAUACAUACAUAUAUAAUGUCUAUAAACAUGGUUAGUUAGUAAGUUAUCCCCUAAAACAACGAAGUUUUCGGUUUCAUUUCAAUGGAGAUAAUUUGAUUGCGAAGUAUGUAAGGCCAUUAUUCCUAGUAGAAUAAGAUAUCAGGACAGAAUCUUUGAGACCAUAAUUAUACCCAAGCCUGAUGCUCCAUACAUUACUUUGGAAAUCUUGAGUAGAGAACGUAACAAGAGUAAAGGAACUCACAUAAUCAGUUUUGCAUAGAAACAACAAAUAAAACUAGGAAGAGGUCAUGAUUCAGAUGUAAGGAUAACAGAUAUUUCUGUAUCUAGAUGUCAUGCUUUAAUUAAAUUUAUAAAUUCUGGUUUUGUGAUUGAAGAUUAGUAAUCAAAGUUUGGAACUUUAGUUCUAUUAAAAUCACCUGCUUUGAUGUCAGUUGAUAUGAAUAAUAACAUGGCUAUUUAAGUUGGUAGAAGUGUCGUUAGUUUUUAAGUUUCAAAGGAUUGGAAUAUAAUCUCAUCAAUAAAUAGGGGAGGCGUAUCUGAGGACUAAAUGUUACAAGAUGAUACAGAUUUAAUAGGAAAUGCAGUUGGUGAUGAAGAUUAAGCAUAGAUUGAACAAGAAUUACAAAACUUUGAAGAACAUACACCAUGA